AUGUCUACUAACCCAACACCUAAAAAUAUUUUAUGUCUUAAAAACCUUGCUUUAAAUAUCCUUAAAAACAGCAUCCCAGAGAUUAUUACAAAAGGUGUUGAAGUUCCAGAACUAGAUCCAUGCUCAAAGUGUAAAAAAGAGCUUUUUUUGUAUGAACUUAAAAAACCAUUUACCAUACUCAUCUGUGGACAUAUAUACCACCGUAGUUGUCUUGAGGAUUAUGUAAAAAAUCUUCCACAAUGCCCUGAAUGUGCAAUGGAAAUUGAAUCUAUUGAUUAUACAUGUUAUUCUGGUACUUCUGAACCUAGUUCACAGGAUCAGGCACAGAAUACCUCAGACCCAAUGCAAAUUUCGCCACAAAUGACACAAAUGACACAAAUGACAUCUAGUCAAAGUGGGGAUAUAGUAACCUCAGAUACAACUCAUAGUUUAAAUCUCCCCUUAUCGGAUUUCUUCAUUUCAGACUAUACAAAACAGAAAUUAAAAUCUAACACCGCUGAACAAAACACAGAUAAAAUAACUUCUUACCAAGUCAUAGCUACCGAAACUGACCUACAAUCUAUCGAUUUUCUAAAUUUAUAUACUAAAAUUACCUUUGCUGAAAGUGAAAAUCAAAAACAAAGUCAGAAAGUAAUUAUUCAAUACUAUAACUUCGGGAUAGCCAUAGCGAAACGCUUCAAGUUUCAUUAUGAAAAAACUUAUAAUGUAAAUGAUGCUAAUAGUGAAGUAAAUAAAGAAAUUGAAAAACAACUUCCCGAUAGUACUCCUGAAACUACUAUCCGGAAAAGAAAAGAAAGAACCCAAAAAAUCUUUCAUCUCUUUAGUAAGAUAGGAAUAGAUAAAAUAAUGCGGGUGAAUUCUUUUUCUGCAUUGAUGAUUUCUAAAUUAACUGUAAAUCAAAUUAAUCAUGUAAUAUCUCAAAUUCCGGAUAAAACCCCAACAGAAUCAUUCAGUUGUGUUGAGGAAUCGCAAGACAGUGCCAGUCCAUCGCAAGAUCUAACCCAUCGUCGCAAGAAAACGGGCUUAGGACAAAGCACAGACGUGAUAAUUGCCCGUUCGCAAGACUUAACCCACCGUCGCAAGAAAAUGGGCUUAGGACAAUUAUUGAAUACUCCGUGA
This is a messenger RNA of Cetraspora pellucida, 1119 nucleotides long. Lineage: Eukaryota; Fungi; Glomeromycota; Glomeromycetes; Diversisporales; Gigasporaceae. The record is from the annotation of a GenBank genome assembly.